Messenger RNA from Euleptes europaea (tarantolino), 375 nucleotides. RefSeq names its product mitochondrial contact site and cristae organizing system subunit 13 (gene MICOS13). Lineage: Eukaryota; Metazoa; Chordata; Lepidosauria; Squamata; Sphaerodactylidae. Bases 1 to 336 code for a protein of 111 amino acids. The transcript has 4 exons. The record is from RefSeq and is a predicted model, not a curated record. Gene Ontology annotation, cellular component: MICOS complex; mitochondrial crista junction. Gene Ontology annotation, biological process: cristae formation.
AUGGCGCGGCGGGUCUGGCCCGUCGCGAAGUUCCUGGUUAAAGGAGGCUUGGUAGGAGGUGCCGUUUACGUAGUUUACGAGCAAGGACUGUUAAGCGGCAGCGAACAGGGGGCUGAAGCGCUCCGGAAAGCCCAGGCGGCUGUGCCCCCAGCCGUGGAGGAAUGGACCAAAUACUUUGGUUGGCAACUUCCAGCAAUCCCAAAAACUGAAUUUUCUAUUGCCGGUUCCUGGAAUGCAGGGGUUGAGACAGUGUUUGGUGCUCUCUCUGUAGCCCCGACCAGGGCUUGUGAAUACACGCAGCACGGCUGGAAAUACCUGAAGGAUCUUGUCAAAUGAAGCCCUACCAAAGAGCCUCGGCUUUUCUUUUCUUCUUGC